Mucor velutinosus is the source of this 3432-nucleotide messenger RNA. RefSeq lists its product as uncharacterized. Lineage: Eukaryota; Fungi; Mucoromycota; Mucoromycetes; Mucorales; Mucoraceae. The record is from RefSeq and is a predicted model, not a curated record. The transcript is spliced from 15 exons. Bases 1 to 3432 code for a protein of 1143 amino acids.
AUGAAUAUCGAAGCUGAAUUCAGGACCGAUCUAAAUGGUUGGCUGGAGUACGAGAAGAAAUACAACUCGAGUCUUCAGCGUGAAAAGCUACAAGCCUCUGACAGACAGCUGGACCAACUGCUUAAAAGCCUUGGCUCGACAUUAUCAUAUUACAAUCACUCUCCAGAAGCAUUGAUGGCCUUGCACAAUAUAGUAUUCUACAACACCAUCCACAGUCAGGACAAUGCUGUGGAUUUUAACAUGGUAAACUUUCCAAAUGCCAUAGAUCAUUAUAUACUGUAUCACAUCUGCGAACACUUUGAUCUACACAAAUAUACCACCCAAAAAUUAUGGAAAAUGACAGCUCAGGAUGCUCUGCAAUUCAUUAUGAGAACCGCUGAUGCCACAAACAAACCAUUGAGACAUUUUCACCCAAUUCUGUUCAAACUGAUUCAGAGAAACGCCCAUUUUGAUGGUAUUACUGAUCAGAUAUUGCAGCAAUUCAUAGUAGAUCAGAUCAAAGUCGACGACAAAGCUGGUCUAGCGACUCAUUAUUUGCCGGCCAUUUUACAAACGCUAUAUGAUUAUGUGUUGGAAAACACUCAACUCGCAAAGAUUGAACCAAACCAAGCACGCAUUAUCCAAAACAGUACACAUCGAUUGAGCUGGUUUGCAAGCUCCAUUCCAUACCUCAUAAUGAAGAAGAGCCCUAAUGUCACUAUCUCUGAAACCUGCUAUUCACUUAUCAGAUCCAUCUUUCAACUCAAGGGUACUUCUCUUCCCUCCUACAUGCGAGAGAUACCUGAACCUAAAACUAUCACUAUACCUAUACAAACAUGUCAAAAUGCCAGAGUCCAACAGCAUGAUCUAAAAUACGAUUGGAACAAACUCAUAAAGCAGCAAGAUGCCAACACAACUACCCACGAACAAGCUUUCCUAGUGAUUUGCUGGCAUUUGCAGAGCAAAUGUCUAGUGACAGGCACCCAGUCUUUAUGCGAUGCAGACGAAAAGAGCGGCUUUGACCGACUGGAGGAGAAGGUCCGCGAAAAGAUCGUCAAGAAUAAUGUCGCCAAAUGCCAACUAUGGUGUAUUUUUAGCAUUCGAAACCGAGCUAGUUUUUGGAAAUCAACGCUGAAGGUUGUUGUUCAAUUUAUGGAUCUGUGGAUUAGAGAUGUUGUAGAUACCAGGUGCGCGGAUAUAUUUGCAAGCCUUAUAGCGAAGGAGGAUUUGAUGAUGGUGCUAUAUGGCCACAUUCUGAAACAUGUGCAACAUUAUCAAAGGUCCAAUAGCCGAGAUACAAAGUUGUUGAUUAACAACCUUUGCCACUUACUGGAGACUUGUAUUGCCCAUGUCCAUGACAAAGAUGAUCUAAUUCAUUUUAGAGACGACGUCUUAAAGCAGAGAAGACGAGAAGCCGACGACAUUCAUUUACCCACUUUCAGGUCAAUUGAUCUAUGGAAUAUUCCAUUCAAGAGUGAUUUGAUUAAGGUUUGUAAUCAAAUCACCAUAGAUGACGAUGAUAAUAGUGGGCUUUACGGGCAAGAUGCUCCAGACGAUGUCAUUAUGAAACUGAUCAAGUUAUCGAUUAUUUGGCCGUACCAGGUUGUUCAGGAGCUAGUUCUAGCUUGCGUACGAAACAAGAACCAGUUCAGAGCCAUCAUUCCCAUUUUGAAUAUGCUCGGAAAUCUGUGUACAUUUAGGAAGUCAAGCUCAUGUUCCAGCCUCUUGCUAACAGUGGUUCGAGACACAGUGUCAAUGCUGCUUGAAUCCAAAGAUUUACUGUCAAACCAACAGAAUAUCGCACACUUUAUAAAAGGCUGCUUAGCCAACCAAUUCACAGAGAACCAUCCCAUCAUCUUGACUCCAAAUUGUUUAGUGCCAGAUCAACCAACAAGAAUGCUCCUAGAUAUACCAGACAUCUUGAAUGACUUUGUACUACCACCUAUGGUUCAAUUUACUCAACAACCCACUACUAUUGACAUCCAAUUGAUUCAGUUCAACUUGUACUUGCUCGACUCGUUUUGCCAGUAUAAACACGACAACGAUUCAGGCUGGCAUCAUGUCAGGACCAUGCACACUCCUUUGAACGAGUCGGACCUUCCAGCUGUUCUUUAUUGUUCAUCUGAAACCUUGGUACAUUGCUUAACGUUUAUUAUGGACCUACGAGAGCAAGAUGAGAAACAUGGUGUACGACUUCAAGAUUGGGAAGCAGCACUCAAUUACAUUGAUAAAUUUACCCUGAUCAGCAUCUAUGGGUUAACAGCAGCGCCAUCUCGGUUUACAACGUUACAGCAAUAUUUUGAGACAUCGCUAACUGCUUUUCGUUGGGAAACGCAAUUAUUAUGGUAUCCCUUCAUCAAACACAGAUCAUUGCGAGUUCCUGCUCCAUUUUUUCGCAUCACAGGCUCAUUGAAUCAGGUAUUUGAGGCAGACAGUACAGAAACCAGGGUCCAGCAAUCAACAGAGGGAUGGCAAUGUUUCUUCAAGGCAUGCAAGCUAUCAACUGAAUUGACAGAUGCUCUGUUUCAGCGCCAAAUUCAAUGGGAAUACAACUUGCUCUUGCUGUGGAAGCAUCCUGCAGAAAACGAGAUCUUGCGAAACGGAUUAGAGCAUGCUUUACAUCCAAAAUCCUCGUUAAGUGUAUCAAGCGAAUACCCUAAGCUCUUGAACCACUUUCUCUACAAGCUUUACGACUCAUUUGAUUUUUACCCAGUCUUGCAAGAUGAACGGCAUUACACAAACAAGUCAAUACUGCCUAUUAUAUCGCAAUUAUCAAGACAUCAAGGAAUUCGGUCUUAUUUUGUGGUUUUAUGUACAGUACAACUUUUGAAACCUAAGGCUAGAAAUACCGAAGCAAAGGAGAACAGCUUCCACAACGAUAAGCAGGAUUUGUACUACCUGUCUUGCUUGAUUAAGGUGAUCCAGGACAUCACGCAUUGGGGAAAUAUAAGCAAAGAUGGACAAACAGCAUCAUACAACAAGCUCAAAGAAAGGUUGAAUCAAGAGACCGAAACUGACGAUGCUACUGCUCAUUGUUACUAUUACCCGCUUUUAAAUACAGAGAAGUUGAGAUCAGACCGUGCUUUAGCCAUUUUGACACUGUAUCAUUUGAGUUCAGUAGAUUUGAAUGAAACACAAACAGAAGUAGUCCAUCGUUUAGCUAUGCAAAUCAUAGAAGGCCUCGUUGACAUGGAAAGCCGCCAACAAUUUGAGCGGAUGCUCCAGCAACAACCCAAGAAAAGAAUUGCAAAUUACAAGAAAAAGUCAAAAGUGAAUGAGAACAGAUGCAAGAAGAUGCGAUUGCGGCCCAUCCUUAGCUGCGAAGAAGCAGCCCUGCUUAAGCCGGUACUGUUGGCACAGCAAGCACAUUUUGGAUUGUCUCAGGCAUUAGGUUUACACACAUGCGGCAGCGAUAGCAAUGAUCAGGACCAGAAAACACUGUAUUUCUUGUAG